This is a messenger RNA of Anopheles cruzii, 1412 nucleotides long. RefSeq names its product elongation factor 1-gamma-like. Gene Ontology annotation, biological process: translational elongation. The transcript has a single exon. The record is from RefSeq and is a predicted model, not a curated record. Gene Ontology annotation, cellular component: nucleus; cytoplasm. Gene Ontology annotation, molecular function: translation elongation factor activity. Bases 88 to 1377 code for a protein of 429 amino acids. NCBI's taxonomy places the organism in Eukaryota, Metazoa, Arthropoda, Insecta, Diptera, Culicidae.
CCGCGGCAGACACGUACCGUUCAAACGCACGAGCUUGUGCAAAAAUUGUUUAAAUUCAAUAAUCUGGUGCGUGUUAAGGUUGAGAAAAUGGCAGGAACGCUGUACACAUAUCCGGAGAACUUUCGGGCAUACAAAGUGCUGAUCGCCGCCCGGUAUUCCGGUGUUGCGGUUAAGGUCGCUGCCGACUACGUACACGGGGAGACGAACCGCAGCGAGGCGUUCCUAAAGAAGUUUCCGCUGGGCAAGGUGCCCGCUUUCGAGACGAAGGACGGAAAAUAUCUUACCGAAAGUAACGCGAUCGCGUUCUACGUUGCCAACGACCAGCUACGUGGUACGAACGAUGUCCACCGUGCCGAGGUGGUAUCGUUUCUAAGCAGCGCCGACAAUGAGCUGUUGCCCGCCGUCCAGUCGUGGGUGUUCCCGGUGCUCGGCAUCAUGCCAUUCAACAAGAACAACGUCGAGCACGCGAAAGAAGAUAUGCGCCGCCAGCUGACGGCGCUAAACUCGCGGCUGACCAAGCAAACGUUCCUCGUCGGCGAGCGCGUAACGCUGGCCGAUAUCGUCGUGAUGGCAACGCUGUUACCGGCGUACGAAUAUGUGUUGGAUCCGUCUUUCCGCGCACCCUUCGGAGCAGUCAAUCGCUGGUUCACGACCGUCCUGAACCAGCCGCAGGUCAAGCAAGUGGUCGAAAAUGUCACACUCUGUGCAAAGGUGGCCCAGGUCGAUCCGAAGAAGUACGCCGAGUUCCAGGCUCGCACCAGCGGCGGCAGCGGCGGUGGGGCUCGCGCGGAGAAGACGGAUAAGCCGGAAAAGAAGAAGGAGAAGAAACCGGCUGCUGCGGCGGAAGUAGAGCAGCCGGACGCAGCCGAUGAGCUGCUUGCGGCCGAACCGAAGCAGAACGAUCCGUUCGAGACGCUGCCGAAGGGUACCUUCAACUUUGACGAUUUCAAGCGUUUCUACUCCAACGAGGAGGAAGCAAAAUCGAUUCCGUACUUCUGGACCAAGUUCGAUCCGGCCAACUACUCGAUCUGGUACGGAGAGUACAAGUACCCGGAGGAACUGACCAAGGUGUUCAUGAGCUGCAACCUCAUCACAGGCAUGUUCCAGCGGCUGGACAAGAUGCGCAAGCAGAGUUUCGCCUCCGUGUGUCUGUUCGGUGAGGACAACAACAGUACGAUCUCGGGCGUGUGGGUUUGGCGCGGCCACGAUCUGGCCUUCCAGCUCUCGCCCGACUGGCAGAUUGAUUACGAAGUGUACGACUGGAAGAAACUUGAUCCCGCAUCGGAGGAAACGAAGAAGCUGGUAGCCCAGUACUUCUCGUGGAGCGGCACCGACAAGGGCGGGCGCAAGUUUAACCAGGGCAAAAUCUUUAAAUAGAACAAAUAAAGCUCGAACCCUUUUUGUCUACUGAA